Molecule: messenger RNA, 1521 nt
Organism: Pichia kudriavzevii
Lineage: Eukaryota; Fungi; Ascomycota; Pichiomycetes; Pichiales; Pichiaceae
Exons: 1
Coding region: 1-1521 (506 amino acids)
Biological process (GO): protein phosphorylation; chromosome segregation
Cellular component (GO): nucleus; cytoplasm; centrosome
Molecular function (GO): ATP binding; protein kinase activity
Source: RefSeq, a predicted model, not a curated record
AUGCAGUUUGAAUGUGAUUUUCUCAUUUUCUUAGACUCUCUUGGAUAUUUGGAAGGUAAGAUACCGUGUUUCUCUUAUAUAAUUGUUCCGGCUAACUGUGCACUCAUUUAUUAUACUUCUUGUUUUGAAAGUUGGACUAUUUUGAUGUCUCGCAAUAUAGCUGCAGAUUUUCAGGAUAUCGAAAUAAUCGGAAGGGGGUCUUUUGGGUUGAUCUGGAAAGUCAAGCAUAGGCCCUCUGGGAGAAUAUUCGUGCGAAAAGAGAUAUCGUAUAAAGGAAUAAGUAAGAAGGAAGAGAAGCAGUUAGCAAGUGAGUUCGAGAUUUUGCAGAGUUUACAUCAUCCCAAUAUUGUUCAGGUUUAUGAUAUUGACAAAAAUGUGGAUAAACAAAUCAUAAAUAUCUACAUGGAAUAUUGUGAUGGUGGUGAUGUUUCACAGUUGAUAAAAAAGUACAGAGAAAGCAAAAAAUACAUACCAGAAACACUGAUUUGGCAGAUAUUCACGCAGACAUUGCUUGCGUUAUAUAGGUGUCACAACGGGAUAGAUAUCGAGCCCGUAGCUUCUUUAUUUCAAGAAACGAGUAAUCUCAAAAUACCCGAAGUGCCAAAUUUAAAACAAGUCCUUCAUAGGGAUAUAAAGCCAGAAAACAUCUUUUUCAUGUCCGAUAAUUAUACAGUGAAACUAGGUGAUUUUGGGCUUGCAAAAUGUUUGGGCCCAAAUACUUCAUUUACUCAAACGUAUGUUGGAACUCCCUAUUACAUGCCGCCCGAAGUUGUAUCCGAACAGGAGUACAAUGCAUUAUGCGAUGUAUGGUCUCUAGGAUGUGUCAUGUAUGAAAUGUGCGCUUUGAAACCACCUUUCACAGCAAGCACUCAUUCACAACUUCAAGAAAAGAUCAAAAGAGGUGUUUACAAUCCGAUUCCUUCAUGUUAUUCGAACAGGUUAAAACUUUGCAUAUCUGCAUGUUUGAUCACCGAACUUAGCGAACGUGCAGAUGUUAACUUACUACUUCAAAAUACUUCAUUUAAGAUUUAUAGACGAGAGUGGGAGUUAAAUCAACAAGAAUUUGAGCUGGCCAAACGAGAGAUUGAGCUAAAAAAGAGAGAAAUUUCCCUUAUAAGAUUUAAAGAAGAACUUAUAACAAGAGAAAAACAGGCGAUCAUGAUAGACAAAGCAUUGGAAGAUGAAAGGCGGUUAAUGAAUUUGAAAAAUGAUGAAACUAGAAAGAUUAUGAGACAAGAAUUUGAUAAUGUCGUACAUGCCAAAGUCGAAGAGAAAAUCCGACAGUUUAUAUCUGAAUUCAAGGAGAAUCAGGUUCCGCUGCAUAAGCUUUUAUCAAAGCAUCUCACUCUAGAAACAAAACAACAACAGCAACAGCAAAUCCCACAAUUACAGCCGCAGUCACAGUCACAAUCACAGACACACCAAGUUUUAGGCAGUAACAACUAUGGUGCACCGUCAUCCCCGAUAAAGCUUAGAGGACCACGUUCAUAUGAGGAUGUGGAAAUACCGAGAUACAAAUAA